Messenger RNA from Theobroma cacao (cacao), 1252 nucleotides. Its product is annotated as flavonol synthase 1-like. The record is from RefSeq and is a predicted model, not a curated record. NCBI's taxonomy places the organism in Eukaryota, Viridiplantae, Streptophyta, Magnoliopsida, Malvales, Malvaceae.
UGUUGAUGUCAUAAGCCCCAACGGCAUUUAAACCUUUGAUAGCAUUUUCCGAGAUACGGAAUUCAAUGGAGGUUGAGAGAGUGCAAGCACUAGCCUUCGGCGGCCUCAAUGAACUCCCUGCUCAAUUCAUCCGCCCUGCCCACGAGCGACCAGAGAACAGCAAACCCAUCGAAGGGGUUACUGUGCCGGUCAUCUCCCUCUCACAGCCUCGUGAUGUCCUUGUCAAAGAGGUCUCGGAGGCAUGUAGCCAAUGGGGGUUUCUCUUGGUAACUGACCAUGGGUUAUCUCCUGAAUUGAUCAAACGGCUGCAACAAGUGGGCCAGGAGUUCUUUGCUCUGCCGCAGAAGGAAAAGGAGGCUUAUGCAAAUGAUCCCUCAUCAGGCAAGUUUGAAGGGUAUGGCACAAAAAUGACUAAGAACCUUGAAGAGAAGGUUGAGUGGGUUGACUACUAUUUUCAUCUCAUGUCUCCUCCUUCUAAGGUCAAUCAUGAUAUAUGGCCCAAGCACCCUCCUUCUUACAGGGAAGUCAACGAAGAAUACAGCAAGGAAAUGCUAAGAAUAACAGGUGAGCUGUUGGGGCUCUUGUCUGAGGGGCUAGGUCUGGACAAAAUGGCUCUGGCGACCCCUUUGGGAGAUCAAGAAAUAGAACUGGAAAUGAAAAUAAACAUGUACCCACCAUGCCCUCAACCUCAUCUAGCCCUAGGAGUUGAACCCCACACAGACAUGUCUGCACUCACCUUGCUUGUCCCUAAUGAUGUUCCGGGCCUUCAAGUUUGGAAAGAUGGCAGUUGGAUUGCCGUUGAUUACUUGCCUAAUGCGCUCUUUGUCCAUGUUGGCGACCAAAUUGAGGUUCUGAGCAAUGGGAAAUACAAGAGUGUUCUUCAUAGGAGUGUAGUUAACAAAGACCGCACUCGGAUGUCAUGGGCAGUGUUCUGCGCACCUCCACAUGAGGCUAUGAUCGGACCACUUCCAGGGCUUGUGAACGAGCAAAACCCAGCUAAAUAUUCAACCAAAACAUUUGCCGAGUACCGAUACCGGAAAUUCAACAAGCUCCCUCAGUGACAGUAGUUUCAAUGAAGGUUGUCUUUGAAUAUGCCUUAAAAUAACUACUGUAUUCAUGCAAAGAAUUGUUCUAGGACUUGGCUUAGUUCUAAAUCAAUUCGUGAUGUGUUAUCCCUGGAUUUGCUAAGGGUAAUUUCGAUUGUCAUUCAUCCAAUGUUUCACAAUAAGUUCCAUCCCAUUGUUGCAAUGUA